Molecule: messenger RNA, 2879 nt
Organism: Nelumbo nucifera (sacred lotus)
Lineage: Eukaryota; Viridiplantae; Streptophyta; Magnoliopsida; Proteales; Nelumbonaceae
Product: mechanosensitive ion channel protein 2, chloroplastic-like
Biological process (GO): transmembrane transport
Cellular component (GO): membrane
Source: RefSeq, a predicted model, not a curated record
AUUUUGAUAACGAGGCAACCAACGGCACUCCCUUCUCCCUUCUCUCUCCCGUUCUGGCUUCGCUCACUUGCAUCGAAAUUUCCAGCCAGUUGCUCUCUCUCUCUCUCUCUCAUUGUCCCCCUUCUCUCUCUCAUCACCUCUAUAAGCAGAAAACAUUCCUUUUUUUUUUAUUGAAAGGUUCCAAACAAUUGGGGGUCUCAACUUUUUCGUCACGAAAAUUUUCAAGUUGUAAGGUUUUGGGCUUUUGGAGCUACUUGGUGCAACAAUAUCAAAUCUACACGGUCUUUGAGCUCCUUGUUAAAAUACUUAUUUAGAGGCUAGGGAUCAGAUGAAAUUGGGGUAGCUUAAUGAUUUUAUGCUAAUAACUAAAUAUCCAAACUCUGCCUGAUGAUGGUGAUUGCUGGUUCUUUGCAAUUGUCCAAUGAAUUGGGACUUUGCAAGAGCCAUGGAUGUGGUAAUCGAAUUAAGACCGUGGUGGGUGGUGGCAGAUUACAUUUAUUAAGUAUUUCCCUUUCAUCGUACUCUUCAGAUUCUUGGAGCCUGAGCCUCUCAAACAGUGCAUACAGACCAAAACGUUCUUUACACUCCAGAUAUAAUGUUAUUACGUGCCGGUCUGUUCUAAUGCCAGGACAAGGAAAUGGGAUUCCCAUUCUGAAAACUGCUGCUGUAGCUUUGACAAGGUCAUAUAGUGCUUUAAAUGGAAGUCCUCUUGUAAUUCAGUUGGUUCCGGCAGUAGGUAUCAUUGUCUUCACAAUUUGGGGGCUUCCGCCGCUCUUGCGUAUGACAAGAAACCUUUUGCUGCAUAGGAGUGAUAGUAGCUGGAAAAAGAGUAGCACACAUUAUGUUAUGACCUCUUAUCUUCAACCUAUGCUGCUGUGGGCUGGAGCAACACUUAUCUGCAGGGCAUUUGAUCCAGUUGUUCUACCGUCAGAAGCUAGCCAGGCUGUUAAGCAUCGUUUUCUGAAUUUUGUUAAAUCAUUGUCAACUGUCAUGGCCUUUGCCUAUUGUCUAUCAAGCUUGAUUCAACAAACUCAGAAAUUCUUUAUGGAGGCAACAGACUCUAGUGAUACGAGAAAUAUGGGUUUCAACUUUGCUGGAAAAGCUAUAUAUACUGCAGUUUGGGUUGCUGCUGUUUCUUUGUUCAUGGAGUUGCUGGGUUUCUCCACACAGAAGUGGCUUACAGCUGGAGGUCUUGGAACAGUAUUGCUGACCCUUGCUGGUCGUGAGAUAUUCACAAACUUCCUCUCUAGUGUGAUGAUUCAUGCAACACGACCGUUUGUUCUGAAUGAAUGGAUUCAAACUAAGAUCGAAGGCUAUGAAGUUUCUGGUACUGUUGAGCAUGUUGGAUGGUGGUCGCCAACAAUUAUUCGAGGUGAUGAUCGUGAAGCUGUUCACAUUCCAAACCACAAGUUUACGGUGAGCGUUGUGAGGAAUCUCAGUCAGAAGAGUCAUUGGCGUAUCAAAACCCACCUUGCCAUUAGUCACCUGGAUGUUAACAAAAUUAAUAAUAUUGUAGCAGAUAUGCGCAAGGUCUUGGCCAAAAAUCCACAAGUAGAGCAACAAAGGUUGCAUAGGAGAGUGUUUCUAGACAAUAUUGAUCCAGAGAAUCAGGCCCUUUUGAUUAUGGUUUCCUGCUUUGUGAAAACUUCCCAUUUUGAAGAGUACCUUUGUGUCAAGGAAGCCAUUUUACUGGAUCUCCUCAGGGUCGUCCGCCAUCACCGUGCACGGCUUGCCACUCCUAUCCGUACAGUUCAGAAAGUAUAUAGUGAUGCAGAUGUAGAAAAUAUACCGUUUGCGGAUACCAUCUUCACUCGUACUCGUCCAGCUGCUAACCGUCCAUUCUUACUUAUUGAACCCCCAUAUAAAAUUAAUGGUGAUGAUAAAAUAAAACCUCAAGGUCGGUCAGUACACGCAAAUGAAGAACAGGAUGCAAAAGGCACAGAAAGACAAACAUCUGACACCAAUGCAGAAGCCAGGGUUGAGGCAGCAUCAACGUUUGACUCCAAGGCAGAUGCCAAGAUUGGAGCCAUGCCUACGUCUGACUCUAAGGCAGAACCUACAGUUGCAGCGACCUCAAUAUCUGAUUCAAAGUUAGAAGAAAAGGUAGCCGCAAUGUCAGAACCAUCCAAAUCCAAGGCCCUGAGUUCAGUGAGGGAUAGUUCAGUCCAAACCAAUCCUGACAAGCAAUCUGAGGUUGACAGUAUUCAAAUGGGAACAGGUGUAUCCACUCCGCCCUCGAAGACACAGCUUGGAGGCCUAGAUUCAAUGGGACUAAGUUCCAAGGACAUUACCCUUCUGGGAGCUGCUUUUGAGAAGCCUCCAGUCAGCUUGUCAGAGACCAGCGAUGAAAGGGUAGGUGUUCCCCACUCUUCACAACCAAAGCAAGAAAAUGAGACGUUGCCAGUUCCACCACCAUCAAUUGCCAGGACUGUGGUGGAGGAUAACAUUGUUCUUGGUGUUGCUCUAGAGGGCUCAAAGAGAACCCUACCUAUUGAGGAGGGGAUGCAUUUGCCUCCAGCUUCUGCAGAAUCCAAACUGGCAGCUUGCCGGAAUGGGAGUGGGUCUUCAUCGGCUGGGAAGGAUAAGAAAGAAGGCCAGAUUCCUAAUGUUCCUGGUGCAGCAGCUGGAGAUCAGCGGGAUCAUGGGAGGUGAUUGAUUCAGAUUAUAUUUUCAGCAGUGUAGGUUUUCUUUUCCAUUUUGUUUCGAGGGAACAUGCAUGGAGCUGUGUUUUUGAAGGCAGGCAUGACGAAAAUGUAUAUUGUUAAUGAUGUCAAAAUCAUCACCAAUUGUAAAAUUCAUUGAUCUUGGCUAAAUCAGUAAAUUCUCUGUUAUAUAUGAAAGCAAUUCAUUGUGGAACACCCUUACCACCAUUUACUCUA